Molecule: messenger RNA, 1864 nt
Organism: Bombus impatiens (common eastern bumble bee)
Lineage: Eukaryota; Metazoa; Arthropoda; Insecta; Hymenoptera; Apidae
Product: carboxypeptidase Q
Exons: 7
Coding region: 310-1740 (476 amino acids)
Biological process (GO): peptide catabolic process; proteolysis
Molecular function (GO): metallodipeptidase activity
Source: RefSeq, a predicted model, not a curated record
AUACCACAAUCGCAUGAACCGUGAACUAUAGUCCGUAAUGAAUACUAUAGAUAAAUCUUCUGAAGAUAAGCAGAGUCCUUCUCCUCCAUUCUUCUCCAGUUUCCGAUUCCCCUCUACUCGUAUUCUGUACGUCUAUAUAUAUUUGAGUCAAACCGAUGAGACAUUAGUUGACAGGCGAUUCUUGCGAUGAGAUUCUGUAUUAUUGCAACUAUGCGCAUAUAUACUUAAACCUGUCUGAUUUUGUUUUAUUUGCUUUGAAGAAAAUACAAAAGUAAGAGGAAACUAGAAGGAUUUAUCCUGUUCAACAACAUGUUUUUAUCCAUCAAAUUUUUAAUAAUCACAUGGCUCUUCCGACUACAAUUUGCGAUAGCACUGGAGAGUGAUGAAACAAACAGCGUUAAUACGUGUAACCUGCCGCAGAGCCUUAUACAAGAGAUAGACUCGUACGAACCCUUUGUUCAUGCUAUAAUAAAUGAGACUUUAUACGGAUCGUUCAAAGGAACGACUUGGAAUGAAUUAGCUUACUUCGUUGACACAUUUGGUCCGAGAUUUACUGGUACUGCAGUGCUAGAGCGUUCCAUUGAUUAUGUGUUAAAUAAAUCUUUGGAGUUUGGUUUGGAUAAUGUACACGGUGAACCCGUUAGUGUGCCACAUUGGGUCAGAGGAAAGGAAUCAGCGACGCUUUUAAAGCCAAGACGCAAAGAUAUUGCUCUUCUGGGAUUAGGUUACAGUGUUGGGACUCCUCCCGAAGGAAUAACCGCAAAGGCUAUCGUCGUGAACAGUUUCAAAGAACUUGAAGAAAGAAAGCACGAGGUCCGAGGAAAGAUCGUUGUAUUUAAUGAGAAAUAUGUUUCGUAUGAUAAAACGGUAAAGUAUCGAGGCGAAGGAGCAACAGAAGCAUCGAAACAUGGUGCUGUUGCUGCUUUAAUUAGAUCCGUUACACCAUAUUCUUUGUAUUCCCCACAUACGGGUAUGCAAACGUAUGGCGAGAAUGUGACUAAAAUUCCGGUAGCUUGCAUCACGGUUGAAGAUGCCAGCUUGUUGAGAAGGAUGUCUGAUAGAGGUGCAGUUUUAGAAAUAAAUUUAAAAAUGCAGGCGAAAAGUUUGCCGAACAAAGUAUCACGAAAUGUAAUAGCCGAAUUGAAAGGUUCCAAGGCACCGGAGAAAGUUGUAGUCAUAUCUGGUCACAUCGACAGUUGGGACGUUGGUCAGGGCGCAAUGGACGAUGGCGGUGGUGCAUUUAUUUCGUGGCAAGCAUUAAAAUUAUUGAAACACCUUAAUUAUAAACCACGACGAACAGUAAGAAUGAUCAUGUGGACGGCUGAAGAACUUGGAAUCAUAGGAGGUAAUCAUUAUAUCAAAAGUCAUAAAAGCGAAGAGAAGAAUUUACAGUUCGUGCUGGAAUCGGAUGGGGGCACGUUCAAGCCAUUAGGUUUUGAAGUUACCGGAACCGAAGAAGUUGUGUGCAUCCUAGAAAGAAUCAUGAAGCUGUUCUCUAUCAUGGGAGAUAUUAAGCUUCGUAGUCCCUGCGACGGCCCUGAUAUCGCUUCUUGGGUAGAUGCAGGAGUACCAGGAGGUUCUCUUUGGACUCAAGACGAACAAUACUUUUAUUACCAUCAUACGAAUGCGGAUACUAUGUUGGUUGAAGAUCCGGAAGCUCUUGAUAAGGGAACAGCCCUAUUUGCAGCAUUAUCUUAUGUACUCGCGGAGCUUAGCGUCGAUCUUCCACAUCACAAGUGACGAUAUUAUUCGUAUUAUUAAUAUCGAUGUCGAUUAUUCGAAAACGUUAAUGUUAGAAUCUAUAUAUAUAUAUGAAUUUUUACGAAAAUGGAACAUUAAAGGAAUAUUUUUGAAAAUAUCGAAC